AAAAGUUCGAGUUCAUCUCCCGCUCUCCGCGGCAGCGCUGUCAUGUAACCAUAGCAAUGGACAGAGGCAAAUGGGAAAAGAUACUCACCCAUUUUCAGGCAUGUGCACGUGGAUACUUGGUGAGAAACGAAGUCCAUCGGGCACGUGAAGACUUUGAAGACCUCGUGAGAGAGAUUGAUGGGGGCUUGGGCCAUUUACAGUGGAGGGACACGGUUAUCCCGAUGCCCCACUUCACGGACACGGACGACCCGUUUCUACGACCCAGCAGUGCUGCCAGCAAGCCUUCAGAUCCAGGACUAAAUGUCAGUGCCAGUCCCCAGAGCCUGACAGCAGCAGCCUUAUCAAGAGUGGGAGACCAUGGUCUCCUUCCACAGAAGAUAGAAGCUGAGAGAGAUGAUUCAGAAAUCAAAUGCCCGGCCCGUAUUUCCAGUGACUGUUUCCCCAGCAGCCAUGCUGGAGAAGAUGGGGAGUGCCAGAGGCAGAGAGGUCAGGAUCAGGAGGAAGAUAAAGAUGGAGGGGUGAUCAAGAGCUCUGGAGACUCUACCACCGUCUGGAGCAGUUUGGAACUGGAUGUUAACUACAGUCACUCUCACCAGGGUCCCCGGCAGUACUGCUUGGCUCAGGAGGUGCCUCGUACACCAGAGGCCCUGCAUCUCCAUAGAAACACCCUGACCAUGGAGCUGGUCUGGCUACAGCAGGCCAUUGACAGCAGGAAAAAGUACUUGUCACUGAAGAACAGGCUGACCAUACCCUGACAGCAGAAAUAAACUGAGCUGGAUUUCAUAAUGCAGUACUGAAGGCCUGACAGCUCAUAGUGUCCAUUUGAACUGUUAUUUUACAUUUAUUAAAAAAAAUUUAUCAUGUGCUUGACGGAACCUGUACAGUGUGU
Toxotes jaculatrix (banded archerfish) is the source of this 889-nucleotide messenger RNA. It is a transcript of the gene iqcc, whose product is annotated as IQ motif containing C. Lineage: Eukaryota; Metazoa; Chordata; Actinopteri; Toxotidae. The record is from RefSeq and is a predicted model, not a curated record. Gene Ontology annotation, molecular function: protein binding. The transcript has 5 exons. Bases 57 to 755 code for a protein of 232 amino acids.